GGUAACAAGACGCGAUUAUCCACUCGUGUGGCUUGUACCAUGGAGACAUUCUAAUCCUCCUUUGUCGGGGGUCUGAGCCAACAGGGCUGAAGCCCUGCGCCGCAGAGGAGUUAGUAGAUCUUGAGCGGUUCAGAACAGCCCCACUUUUUUACAUUUAUAUCAAUCAGCUUCCUCUCUUCACUUGUCGAUCUUGAUUUCACAUUUCCCAAAAGAUCCUCCCUCUCCUUUCCACAAACUUCUGUACAACCCAUAAUCUUGAACUCCACUCACUCAUAAUACGAAAUGCCUCAACCAUGGAAGAACGGUCUCUUUAACUGCAUGCCAUGUGGUCUCUGUAGGACUCACCUUAACUCCAAAAUUUCGAUCUGAGUUAUGCUUACAUUUUUCGAAUAGGUCUUAAAGGAUGCUGCUGUACCUGUGUUCUCGUUGGCCAAAAUCACGAACGUAUCAAGAAGAAUGAACCAAACCCUGAAACGUUCAAUGGAUGGUGUAUGGGAUGGUGCGGUUUGCAAUAUUGCUUUGGUGUUGGUUGGAUUCUGCAGAUGAUUGAUCGUCAAGAUAUGAAUGACAAAUAUGGUAGGUAAGCUCGGUGUCUCCUCAGUUGGAAAGUUGAAGUUUUGUCAUGGACCUUGGAUCUUUCCAAUCAUCCAGAAGAUCGGUCUUUGCAAAGGGAGAUAAACUGCCUUCCUCACAUUCCUCCUGCCUUAAGCACCUCUACUAACGAACCCCCCUUCAGACCUCGAAGGCUCCUCCCUCGGCGCAUGCUGCACCGCAUUCUGUAAGCCCCCCCCUCCCCCCAAAAAUAAAAACCAACAAACCACCAGGCUGCGCAUGCUGUGAAGCAAUCCAAACCAAAAAAGAACUCGACUACCGCGAGCUCAACCAAGGAAACAACGCCCAAAUCCCAACCGGCUACCACCCCAAUAACGAGAAGAUGGUUGCCCAACCCCAAGAACCACACUUGCCUCAAGAAGCGCAUUUCCCCCCUCAACAACAGGGCUAUGCACCAAAUGGCAAUGGGAAUGGUCAUGAUAUGAAGGUCAAUAUGGGGCCAGGCCAAGGAGGAGUUGUUAAUCCUUACCAGCAUCAGUAGGUGGUUUGGUGAAUGGUGCGAGUACAUGUAUUGGUGGGGAAUUGAAUGGAAUCUUAUUUUUGAGGAGAGUAAUAUCAGGUGCUGGGGCGUUUUUUUAUGAUGCGGUUCGCCUAGGUUUUGAGCUGCAUAGGAAUGGGGU
Hymenoscyphus albidus is the source of this 1232-nucleotide messenger RNA. Lineage: Eukaryota; Fungi; Ascomycota; Leotiomycetes; Helotiales; Helotiaceae. The record is from the annotation of a GenBank genome assembly.